Penicillium pulvis is the source of this 684-nucleotide messenger RNA. It is a transcript of the gene psf3, whose product is annotated as DNA replication protein PSF3. Lineage: Eukaryota; Fungi; Ascomycota; Eurotiomycetes; Eurotiales; Aspergillaceae. The transcript is spliced from 6 exons. Gene Ontology annotation, cellular component: GINS complex. The record is from RefSeq and is a predicted model, not a curated record. Gene Ontology annotation, biological process: mitotic DNA replication initiation. Bases 26 to 562 code for a protein of 178 amino acids.
GGAACAAUUCUUCUAAUGGGUCACCAUGUCGUACUAUGACAUUGACUCAAUAUUGACAGAUGCUCAGAAACUGCCAUGUACCUUCGAGCUUGAGGUGCCUGGACUAGGAGUCUUGGAAGGUAACCCCGGUGAAGAUAUCAAAGCCGGGACUCGCAUCGAUCUUCCACUAUGGCUUGGUGAAAUGCUUUCUAUCGCAGCCCGAAUCGGGACAUCACGUCUUGUCACACUUGAUAUGCCCGAGGCGCUCUCGGAGCGAGUGAUGAACGCAUUGAAAGCUGAUCCCCGCACCGUGGAUUUGCGCGCUCUAGCACCGCAUUUCUAUAAUCUCAGCGAGCGGAUUCUGGAACUAUUCGAAGAAGAAGAAAUGGUCGAUGUGUUGACCGAUACAUUCAAGCGCCGAGCAGCAGAAAUUGCUGACCAGGCCCACAAUCCACGGGGAGCGGUAGGUGAUGGUGUUGAAUUCCUGCGCGGAUUGGACGAGACGGAGCGUCAAUUAUUCCGGGCUGCACAUGACCGAGCAAAAGCGAUGCGGAUUUGGGCUGGAGAGGCGAAGAGGAAGUGAGACCGUGCGAAGGUGGCGGGGUGACAUGGGCUGAGCUGUGCUCGUCCUUGGGAGUCAUCGACUGCCCGUUAUGAGAUCUAUCAUGCCUUUAACUUUAACAAUACUAUGUUUAGUUUUUUUUU